AACUUCUUUCUCGUUAUGUAUCGUAACAUGAUAUAAAUAUUCAAGAAAUGCUUGAAAACAAACGAAAUUGUUCUUACAUUUUUAGCAAAGUUGUGAUUCAAGCAACUGACACCGGUGUUAUGCUGUUAUCGAUUGCAAAUGCAAAAAUCCAGUAUAAGCUUUUACAUGCAGAUCUAAAUCUCCGAUUAAUGUUAUCUGUGACUUUUAUAGACCAACGCUCUGAAAGUGACGCAAUAUUUGGAUAUUUACAAGAGCGCCGAUUUUCGUGGGAAGACUUCGCAUUCGGUGUUUACGCUCCGGUAGAUGAAGAGAGUCGUCCAGAAUUUCAAGAUCACAGACGCUUUCCUUGCAUUACGAAAAUACGAUUACCACGUAAAGAAUUGGAUGACUUAAUACAUGAUCUUUUUGCAGCACGUCAGUCGCAUUGUUCUUUGUUGCCAUUAGAUACAAUAUCAUCAUCAAACUCAAAUGCAAUAUUUUUGAAUCACCAUGACUAUACUGUCCAAUAUGGUAAAACCGUACGUUUAAUGAGAUUGUUAACAAGGAAUUCACGGAUAUUAAUGCCGCUGACGGAAAAACCGUACGGUACACUUAAUGCGACUGAGCGUGAACGAUCUGCGGAUAAUACGGUCUGUCGCAAACGAAAGGAACAACCAACCAUUGACAUUAUUGAUACAUCAACUCAAGAACGACGAAUAGUGAAACGAAAACAAGAGGAGACCGAGGGAAAUUAUGGUAGAGAAAACAAUCAUAAUAAGUCAGCUGCAGGUGGCGAUUGUCCGCCGUAUCUUUAG
Messenger RNA from Didymodactylos carnosus, 794 nucleotides. NCBI's taxonomy places the organism in Eukaryota, Metazoa, Rotifera, Eurotatoria, Philodinida, Philodinidae. The record is from the annotation of a GenBank genome assembly.